Leptosia nina is the source of this 1218-nucleotide messenger RNA. The record is from the annotation of a GenBank genome assembly. NCBI's taxonomy places the organism in Eukaryota, Metazoa, Arthropoda, Insecta, Lepidoptera, Pieridae.
AUGGAAAGACAAAUAAGAUUAUUUCGAGAUAUACAAAAGGAAACAUAUAAUGAUGAAGGGGUUUCUACCAAUACAUCUUCUGAACAGGCUGAUGUGGAAGCAGUAGUCUACAAGAUAUUUUGUAGCUUUGAACAUAAGGCAAAAAUUGACCCUGACUUACCAAAGUUGAAUAAAAACCUACACUCUAAGCUUUUGAAGUCUUGGCUCUUAAAUUUACCAAAAAAUUACUCAUGUUUGGAUGCUAGCAGACCUUGGCUAAUUUACUGGAUACUCCAUUCACUAUGGUUGUUAAAUGAUAUACCGUCUUCGGAGAUAUUGUCUAGUGUUGUAAAUUUUCUCACUAAAUGUCAACACAAAGAGGGUGGUUAUGGAGGAGGUCCCUUGCAACACCCUCACCUUGGCACAACAUAUGCAGCUGUAAAUGCCUUAAGUAUUAUAGGAACUGAUGAAGCAUAUAACUCAAUUGACAGAAGUGCUUUACAAAAUUUUUUAUGGACGCUAAGAGAUGUUGAUGGGUCAUUUGCUCUUCAUAAAGGAGGAGAGCAAGACAUCAGAGGAGCAUAUUGUGCAGCUAGCAUUGCAAAAAUGACUAACAUAUAUACUGAUGCCCUAUUUGAUAAAACUGCAGAAUGGAUUGUAAGUUGUCAAACAUAUGAGGGUGGAUUUGCUGGAUGUCCAGGAAUGGAAGCACAUGGUGGUUACACCUUCUGUGGUAUAGCGUGUUUGGCUCUUCUCAAUAGAACACAAGUAUGUGACAUUGACGCUUUAUUGAGAUGGAGUGUUAACCGUCAGAUGAGAUUAGAGGGUGGUUUUCAAGGGAGAACAAACAAAUUAGUUGAUGGUUGUUAUUCGUUUUGGCAAGGUGCAAUAUUACCUAUAGUUAGUGCCAUUUUAGCACAAGAUGAUAAAGAAUUAAUAGAAACCGUUCUAUUUAACCAAGAUGCCUUACAAGAAUAUAUCCUAAUAUGCUGCCAAUCACCUGAAGGAGGACUUAGAGAUAAACCAGGAAAACCUCGAGAUAUCUAUCACACUUGUUACACUCUGAGUGGAUUAUCUGUGGCGCAGCAUGGUACUGGGGCCGGUGAAGCUACAGUGGUCGGCUCACCACGAAAUGAACUUCAUAGAACUCAUCCUCUUCACAACAUUGCACCCCACUUAGCUUAUAAUGCACUGCAUUACUUUAUUAGACAUCCACCACCAGUAAAUGAUGAAAAAUAA